UCAUUAAAGAUGGCGUCCGAUCAAGAGGUAGGAAAAAGAUGCCUCAGUAAUGACGGGUAUUUUGGAACUGUGAGAUUUAUUGGACAAGUCCCCCCAACAAAAGGAGAGUGGUUAGGAGUUGAAUGGGAUGAUCCCUCAAGGGGUAAGCACAGUGGCACUCAUGAUGGUAUAGAAUACUUCAGAUGCAGGAUCCCUAACAGCGGGUCUUUUGUAAGACCCGAUAAAGUCUCCCUCGGUCUAGAUUUUGUGCAAGUUAUAACAGAAAGAUACACAUACAGUAUUGAUUCGACUGGUGAGAACGUGUUGGAGAGAGUCUCUACCAAAGACGUGUUACUAAUUGCAGGAAAAGAAACACAGAGUGAAUUAAAAGAACUUGUAAAUGUUGAUUUGUCUUUGACACUACUGAGCACUUCAGGGGUACCCCAGGGCAUCUUAAACACCUGCCCAAAUAUAAGAUGUUUGAAUCUGUCAAGUACGUUGAUCUCCAGCUGGAAUGAAGUGGCUCUGAUUUGUUCACAGCUCCACCUUUUAACAACAAUCGAUUUGAGUUCAAAUAGGAUGACCACACCCACCGAUCCAUUAUCGCUGCUAGAUUCAUUGAAAAAUGUGACACAUCUUAUCAUUAAUAAAAUGGGACUGGAAUGGAACGAUUUACGUUUAAUUUUGCAAAUGAUGGCUAACUUGAAGCAGUUGGUUGCGUCCAAUAAUAAUAUUUGUUGCCUUGGUAACGGAGGAGAUUCUAAAGACGCAUUUCCAGAAUCAAUUGAAGAAAUUUGUCUUGACUAUAAUAAAAUUAAUAAUUGGUUGGAGGUAAUUAAACUGAGGCAUUUACCAAAGCUUAAUGCUUUAUUUCUGAGGUCCAAUCAAUUAAUUAAUAUAGAACCAAUUAAUAAAGGUGAUUUCUUUUCCCUAAUCUCACUUGUCUUAAAUGAUAACCCAUUUGAAUCUUGGUGUUCAGUUGAUGCUGUAGCUUCAAUUGAGAACUUAAGAAAGUUACGAUUAAUAAAGUCCCCAAUAUUCAAAGAUGAAUCUGAACUUGACGCAAGACUACUAGUAAUAGCAAGGGUACCUCAGAUUACUUACAUCAACGGGUGUCAAAUUUACAAAAAAGAAAGAGAGAAUGCUGAAAUGUUUUAUAUUAAGAAAUAUUUCCCGGAAUGGAUAAAAGCAAAGAAAAGUGGGGGAGAGGCCUGCUUCCUGUCCAAUCACAAACAAUAUAAAAGACUAAGUGAAAUUCAUGGCUUACCUGAAGAAGAAUCGAUUGCAAAAGAAUCACCCUUUGCUCCGACAAUAAAAGAUAGAUUAUUAAAUCUGACUAUAUUAGAUGUAGCUAGCAGUAAAACUAUUAAGAGGAAGCUCCCUGAGACAAUGACAGUACAAGAGUUAAAGUCUUUGUGUAUGAGAUUCUUCAAAGUGAAGACUAUUAACCAGAAACUGUACUAUAGAAGCCAUGAGUUACGGCAAUUUUAA
This is a messenger RNA of Amphimedon queenslandica, 1470 nucleotides long. RefSeq names its product tubulin-specific chaperone E-like. Gene Ontology annotation, molecular function: U2 snRNA binding. The coding region runs from base 10 to 1470 and encodes 486 amino acids. The transcript has 16 exons. Gene Ontology annotation, biological process: mRNA splicing, via spliceosome. The record is from RefSeq and is a predicted model, not a curated record. NCBI's taxonomy places the organism in Eukaryota, Metazoa, Porifera, Demospongiae, Haplosclerida, Niphatidae.